Messenger RNA from Pseudophryne corroboree (corroboree frog), 2771 nucleotides. Its product is annotated as nicotinamide riboside kinase 2-like. Gene Ontology annotation, molecular function: ribosylnicotinamide kinase activity. The record is from RefSeq and is a predicted model, not a curated record. Bases 433 to 1317 code for a protein of 294 amino acids. Gene Ontology annotation, cellular component: cytoplasm. Lineage: Eukaryota; Metazoa; Chordata; Amphibia; Anura; Myobatrachidae. The transcript has 10 exons.
AGGGGUCACAGCAAGAGCACAGUCAUCAGAUGACCGGCUGCAUCACUGGUCCCUGGAUGCAGCACAUCUCUGAUCAAAACUCACCAAAUUUCCAAGAGUUUAUACUGCAGCACCUGUGUAUAAUGCCCAGAUGUACCCUUUGGCUUAUAUAUUGCAUGGAAAUCUGGCUCUGGGGUUAGCAGUGCCUCCUGAGCCAUUUAGCUCACCGCACGUCCCUGAUGGUGCAGAUGUUAUUUCCACUUGCCGGGAUGCCAGCGCUGGCAUUCCGAGAUGUGUUGGGAUUCCGUUGUCACCAUUUUGACUGCCAGUAUCCCGACUGGCUGGAUCUUAACUGAUUCCCAAACGGAUAUUACCUACCUAAUACAUGGGUAUUACCUAUGAUGAAGAUAUGGAAAUGGAUAUUACCUAUGGAGACAUGGAAAUGGAUAUAUCAUGUUAAGUUCGUUUAACUUACAGAGUUGGCAACACUGCUGCCAGUGCCAGCAUCAGCUGGGCUCCUGGAUAGAUGUUCCUGUUCAUCUACCCUGCUCUCCCUGCCAUGGAAGCCCGGUGGUGCCGCAGCUGACGAUUACCUCCGCUCCUCCUGCUCUCCGCGUAACUCUAGGGUUACCUCUUAUUUAUUUAUAUUGUAUAGUAGUGAGUGACAGAGACGCCACCAUGCAGAUCAUUGUGGGCAUAGGCGGUGUUACCAAUGGUGGCAAGACCACGCUGACAAACCGACUGAUAAAAUCUCUGCCCAAUUGCUGUGUUGUACAUCAGGAUGACUUUUUUAAGCCCCAGGACAAGAUCAAAUUUGAAGAUGGAUUUAAGCAAUAUGAUGUGAUCAGUGCUUUGGAUAUUGAAGCUAUGAUCGAAACAAUUGAAGCCUGGAAAAAGGACCCUGUGAAGUUUGAGCGAUCUCAUGGUGUUAACAACACUAUGGAUAGUGAUGUACGCCAAAGGACUGAGGAGCAGGAGGCUUGUCACAUCCUAAUUGUGGAAGGCUUUCUUCUCUAUACCUAUGAACCACUAAUUGAGAUGUUCACGCAUCGUUAUUUUAUUUCAAUACCCUACGAUGAAUGCAAGAGGAGAAGGAGCUCCCGAAACUACACUGUUCCUGAUCCACCAGGACUUUUUGAUGGCCAUGUCUGGCCAAUGUAUGUGAGACACAAGAAGAUCAUGGAGGAACUGAAUAUCAUUGUGGAACAGCUAAAUGGAACACAUACAAGGGAAGAGCUAUAUAACAGAGUGUAUGGAGAUGUUCUAAACUUGAUAAACUGCAAGUUGCAGUGCUAUGCAGAAGAAAAUGUGACUAACAGUAUCUGGAUGAGAAGAUGAUCCUGCACAGAUCCUUCUACAGACAAACCGUGCUGGUGUCAGAAUGCUGUCCGAUUCUAAGGAUGAAACUUCCAAUCUUUUAACUCUGAAGGCCCAUACACACUAGGCGAUUUCAGAAUAAAAAAAAAAAAAAUGAUAACUACAUAAAAUUAAUUAAUAUUUUUAAGACUUAUAUCGUCCAGUGUGUAUGGGGGUUAACGUUGGUGACCGAUGAACGACACCGUUCAGCGAUCACCAAUAUCGAGCUGACAUGCAGGCCAACCCGUCAAUGUCGGGCUGAGCUGCAUGUUCGGGAAUGCCAGUGGUGACGUCACUGAACGUUAUCGUUGAACGAUAACGUUCAGUGUGUACGCACUAUAUCGUUGAACACUAUAUUGUAUAUUGUUCAACAAUAUAGUCGUCAGUCGCCAGCAUUCCACUAUUGGGUAGUGUGUACCCGCUUUAAGGGCAAGAUGUAAUAGGGUCCUAGAUUGCCAGAGGUGUGGGAUGCCAGCUAAUCUUGUUUUUUUAAAGGGGCAAUCACUUACAAGGUAUGGUUUUGUCUUGUAAGUCAUUUUCCCUUUAAAAAACCGUCCAAGAUCAUCCGGCAUCUCGCACCUCUGGCGAUCUCAAACUCUGUUACGUCUUGCCCCAAAUCUGCAGCAGCUUCUUUUAAUGCUCUUAUACUACUCUGAGAAAGAUUGUCUUCUUUGUAAAUCUUUAAAUCAUAAAUGCUGGAACUGAGCGGGUCAUUCCGAGUUGUUCGCUCGUUAUUUUUUUCUCGCAACGGAGCGAUUAGUCGCGAAUGCGCAUGCGCAAUGUCCGCAGUGCGACUGCGCCAAGUAAAUUUGCUAUGCAGUUAGGAAUUUUACUCACGGUUUUUUCUUCGUUCUGGUGAUCGUAAUGUGAUUGACAGGAAGUGGGUGUUUCUGGGCGGAAACUGGCCGUUUUAUGGGAGUGUUUGAAAAAACGCUACCGUUUCUGGGAAAAACGCGGGAGUGGCUGGAGAAACGGAGGAGUGUCUGGGCGAACGCUGGGUGUGUUUGUGACGUCAAACCAGGAACGACAAGCACUGAACUGAUCGCAGAUGCCGAGUAAGGUUGAAGCUACUCAGAAACUGCUAAGAGGUGUGUAAUCGCAAUUUUGAGAAUCUUUCGUUCGCAAUUUUAAGAAGCUAAGAUUCACUCCCAGUAGGCGGUGGCUUAGCGUGUGUAAAGCUGCUAAAAGCAGCUUGCGAGCGAACAACUCGGAAUGAGGGCCUGAGUUAGCUGAACCUGCAUUUACUUUGUGUGGAAUUUUAAAACUUGAAAUAUGGAAACUAGCCUAUUAGAUUAUAAAUGAAUGUGAUGCUACUGUAGCUCAGUGUGCAUGAAUUGUUAUUGAGUAAUGUUUUUUCUUCUGCACUUUUACGCAGUCCUUCCUGCAUGGUGGUUUUGCUUUGUCUCUAUUGUUUUGUUAACUAUAUAUAUAAAAUG